CCACCAACAAAAACCGAACCACUGUUGCCCGAAUCUCCCGUGCUUUCCUACCCAUCUCCGCCCUCCCUCCCUCCUCCGCCUCCCACAACCGCCCAUGGGUGACUACCACCGCCCCUACCGGGGCGACCUCCGCUCGCCGCCGUCCUCCGCGCCGGACCCAGCCUUCACGCAUGCCAACGGCUAUUUCUCCUCCUCGACCUCCCCGCACUCCAACAACGGCUACUUCUCCCCAGCCUUCGCCAAGAACGACGCUUUCCCUGGCGCCGGCCCCGGCGGCGACCGGCGGGUCGAGAUCUACACCACGGCUCCUCCGCCGCACCUUCCACCUCCUCCUGGACACACGCUGGCGCUGCCCCCGCCGCCUGGGUGGAAGGAGGGGCGCAUGGGGGGCGGAGGCGGCAGCGCGGGCAGGAAAGGCGGAGGCGGAGGGGGCGGAGCCAGCAUGUGGUGCCUCAGCGACCCGGAGAUGAAGCGGCGUCGAAGGGUGGCCAGCUACAAGGCCUACUCGGUGGAGGGCAAGGUGAAGGCGUCGCUGCGGCGGGGGCUCCGGUGGUUCAAGGGCAAGUGCUCCGAGAUCUUUCACCACGGAUGGGAUUUUGUAAGAAAUCAUAGUGAGGAUGCCUGCUAGGCUGCAUCAAUCCACCAAACAUUUUCAGGGCAAAGUCGUCUCUGGUGGUUGAGCAAGCUGCUAUCGGCCGUGGAUAAAGCUGAAGACGGCAUAUACAAUACAACACAUGACAAUGCUAUGGAAAGCAACCCAACGCCGGGUUUCCCAUCUAGCAAAGGCGUACUGUGGGGGUGCUGGUUGAGACCAUGUCUUCCUCUUCCAGACUUGGCGUAUCUCAUACACUCCUAGGUUUCCUCCUGUGUGAAAGAGAUCGUUGCUUUUGUCUACUCCAGUUCUGAACAUCCCAUCUGAGAUUUUG
This is a messenger RNA of Panicum hallii, 926 nucleotides long. RefSeq names its product dual specificity protein phosphatase 8-like. Bases 95 to 628 code for a protein of 177 amino acids. The record is from RefSeq and is a predicted model, not a curated record. The transcript is spliced from 2 exons. Lineage: Eukaryota; Viridiplantae; Streptophyta; Magnoliopsida; Poales; Poaceae.